GGGAACAGCAGUUUUUAAAGGACAUUGGUUUUUCCGAACUAAAUUUUCUCAAAAACUUAAUUCACAAUAAUAUUUAUGGCGCUUAUCAACAUUCGGAGAGAACAACAUCCUUUGUUUAACAGCGUGGUACUGGAUCGCAUAUUUCAACAUUUUUCUGUCCGAAAUCUUAAAAAUGUUCGGCUCGUGUGCAAAUUUUGGGACAACAUUGCCUCCCCGUUUCUCCAAUCGGGCAGCAAAGUCAACCUCAUUCGUGGCCGGGGAGAAAUGGAAGCGAGGAAAUCUUCCUUUAAGAAUUUUAUCGCCUACAUCGAAACGUUAUCCGUGGAGGAAAUAUUUUUCAGAAAUUAUCACAUCGAACACUGGAUAUUGAAUGAACGAAGGGAGAAAAAUUUGCACAGAUUUUGGCUGAAAUGCGGCCCCACGAUGAAAGAGCUGCACCUCGGAAAUAUUAUUUUUUACGAGGUGGAAACCAUCCGAAAUGUUUUGUAUUAUUGGACGCCAUGCCUGGAAUCCCUGAGGAUAGAAGAUUGUCUUUUUUAUGCCGUGAUUCAAGAAAAUAUUCCACCAAAGUGUGAGGAGUACUUGCAUAAAGAGGAUUUCGACGAGGAUUACGUGUUUUUCGAUUAUUACGACCAUAUUGAUGUGGAACAGUUGAAAAAUGUGGAGCGAGAUCCCAACGUCCCGUGUAAUUUGGGGUUGAAGUCGUUACACUAUGAACAAUGGGAGGAUGAAGUGUUACCAUUAGCGUGGGAGGAAGUGUUUGCGGCGUUUCCCAAUUUAAAGACGCUGAAAUUGCCUGCAUACAUUUCCGAAGACGUCAUUUCCGACAUUUUAAACGAUGCAAGCGGUUUGCAAUUGGAAUACUUGGCAUUUUAUAAAUCAAGACAGGGCGAAUCUACCUUAACGGACGGUCAUUUAGUGCAAAUUCGCGACUUUCGAAAAACUUUGGUCCAUUUUGAAAUGUGUCUGGGUCGAAAUGUAUCCUUUCAUGGGUUGGAAGUCGCCAUUAGUGAACAUUCCAAUGCCCUCAAGACGUUAAAUCUUUAUUUUCCAAAUUCUAAUUCCUGCACGACAUUUAGCACGCUAAAAGUUUAUGCAAUAUUCCCAUUUAAAAAGAUAUCGUUUCCGAAACUGACUACGUUAACGGUGUCACAAGAGAUCUUACGGGGCGAAUCGUUUCCGCAAUGUUUCCAGAAAAUGUCGGCAUUAAAAACGCUAAAAUUGUGGGAUGCAUCAAACGAGUUCAAUUGGGAGGAACCCAUGGACAAUAUUUUUGAAGAUGAUGAUAACACUAGCUUAUCAUCUUCCAAUUCUGAUCAAAAAGUGAAACCAUUGCUCGUCUCGCUGAAAAACUUUUCGUGUGGAUAUGUCGUAAAAUCUUGUGAAUUUUAUGACCACGUAUUCUCUCAAUGUCCGAACCUGACCGUGUUAAAGGCUCCGUUAAACGAUGAGCAAAUCAGGAUCGUUUACAAGCACCUUAAGCUUAUCGAGGAAAUGACGGUGUACGACAGAUACUUGACGGAUCAGGGUAUAACUGGAAAUCCACUCGUUUUGACGGAAUACACAGAGUGGAGUCCGAACUGUCAGAGGUCAUUUGGAUAUAUCGGGGACUUGAAGAAACUUUGUAAAUUCACUUUGCAAUACUGGAAAUACGAUGGGAUAACAGACGCCUCUGUUUAUCACGGUUUCAUUGACGUAGCCAAUUUGGGGUUUCUCCGUCUUACCAAAACUCAAAUAAGUGACACCGCUCUGCACGACUUGGCAGCUAAAUCCAGUUUGGUGACGCUGAUAACGCCAAAAUUGUCCAAAGGUGAUGCACUUUAAACUGACUGGAAGGAGACCCACUGCUGCUGCACAAAAGUGAAGAUGUCUCAUACAUUUUGAUGAAUAAAUAUGUAAUACAAACGAAUAAAUGGGGAUCCAUAAUUUAA
Messenger RNA from Folsomia candida, 1931 nucleotides. RefSeq lists its product as uncharacterized. The record is from RefSeq and is a predicted model, not a curated record. NCBI's taxonomy places the organism in Eukaryota, Metazoa, Arthropoda, Collembola, Entomobryomorpha, Isotomidae. The transcript has 6 exons. The coding region runs from base 76 to 1824 and encodes 582 amino acids.